AUGGAAGAGAAGCUCCAGGCGCAUCAGGUGGAGAUCGACCCGGAUUUCGAGCCGCAGAGCCGGCCCCGCUCGUGCACCUGGCCGCUCCCGCACCCCGACUUCGCGGAGGACGACGAUGGGGGAUCGGCGGGGGCCCCCCCGGCUUUGGCUCCCGGCCCCGCGGACGGCCCCGAGCACGGAGGGGGGGUCCCGGGGGAGCGCAGAGCCCCCGCCGCCGCCGCGCCGCCGCCCCCCGGAGCCGACGUGGGGCAGCUCCGAAAGGCCAAAACCUCCCGACGGAACGCGUGGGGGAACCUCUCCUACGCCGACCUCAUCACCAAAGCCAUCGAGAGCGCCCCGGAGAAGCGGCUCACGCUCUCGCAGAUCUAUGACUGGAUGGUGCGCUACGUCCCCUACUUUAAGGAUAAAGGAGACAGCAACAGCUCCGCCGGAUGGAAGAACUCCAUCCGGCACAACCUCUCCUUGCACACCCGCUUCAUCCGCGUGCAGAACGAGGGCACAGGGAAGAGCUCCUGGUGGAUGCUGAACCCCGAGGGUGGCAAGACGGGCAAGACGCCGCGCCGGCGGGCAGUCUCCAUGGACAACAACAGCAAGUUCCUGCGCAUCAAAGGCAAGGCCAGCAAGAAGAAGCAGCUGCAGGUGACGCCGGAGCGUGGGGACGACAGCCCGAGCUCGCAGCAGGCCAAGUGGUCAGAGAGCCCCGCGUCCCACGCCAGCGAUGAGUACGACGCUUGGGCCGACUUCAGGACCAGAGCCGGCUCCUCGGCCAGCACGCUGAGUGGGCGCCUCUCGCCCAUCAUGGCCAACCGUGAGCCCGACGAGCUGGAGGAGGACGAUGGCACGCCGUCCUCCCCGCUGAUGUACCCCAGCCCCUCCAGCACCGUGUCCCCCUCGCUGAGCGCCCGCUGCUCCGUCGAGCUGCCUCGACUCACCGACCUGACCGGUACCAUCAGCCUGGGGGAGAGCCUGGGGGAGAGCCUGCUGGAGGACCUGCAGGACGGCUACAACAUGAGCCCCUCGCAGCCGCUGCCCCUGCGCCAACGCAGCUCCAGCUUUUCCUUCAACUCCAAGUGCUCCAGCAUGGGGCCGGCCGCCAACACGUACUGCGGGACCAUCUACAGCCAGCCGGCGCUGGGGCUGAUGCGGCGCCUGCCCAUGCAGACCAUCCAGGAGAACAAGCAGGCCACCUUCUCGCCCGCCGCCUCCUACCGCAAUGCCUCCUCGCUGCAGGAUCUGCUCUCCUCCAUCUCCUACGCGCACAAAGAGAGCAUGGUGCCGGGGGAUCUGCCCCCUCCACCGCCCGGCCCUGCGGUGCCGUCCCGCGGCCACAGACAGAGCCCACUGCUGUGCGGGGAGCAGGGCAUGGCCUACCCAGCCCACCCGGCCCCUCUGCUGAAGGGCAGUGCUCUGUACCACCCACCGCCCGCCGGCCACCACCCCGCUCUCAAUGCCAGUGCCUUAGCCAACCCCGUCAGCCUUAUGAGCCUGCCCGGUGACGCGUGCGGCGCAACGGCCAUGCCGCACCACGGGCACCUGCACCCUUACGCCGCCAACCAAGGGGCGCACAUGAGCCUGCUGGAUUCGCCCUACGCGGGGGCUGUCCACCCCCCGGUGUUGGGUCAGGACAGGUUUCCAGCAGACCUGGACCUGGACAUGUUCAAUGGGAGCCUGGAGUGCGACGUGGAGUCCAUCAUCCUGAAUGACUUCAUGGACAGCGAUGAGAUGGACUUCAACUUUGACUCAGCACUCCCGCCGCAGAACGCGCUCAAUGUGCCCACGCUGCCCGGUGGCCCGCAGCCCACGAACCAGAGCUGGGUGCCCGGGUGACCCCCGCCUGGCGCCCGCCUCCGGGAUGUCACCAGGGGAACGCUGAGACAAACUUCUUUUUUUUUCCUUUCUCUUCUGCCUUUAUUUGUUAAGAUGGGCUAGAGCCAUCGGGUCAAACUUGUGAUGAAACACAAACCUUAGGGUCCUGGAUGGAGAUGGGGUGGGCGUCGGGGGCAGGCAGGAAGGGCAGCAGAAAGGGAACCCCUCCCCAGAGGGUCUGAGCACUAGUUUCAGCUUGGCCUGUCCUUGUGCCGGUGGCCCUUGGGCCGGGUGGAGGAGCAGGGACAGCUGGUGAUGUGGAGACUUGCUCUGUGCGUACUGCUUUCUGGAAUGGGGAACACUUUGCUUGGAGACACCUUAGAAAGUGAGUCCUCCAAGCAGCAGUGCCAGUAGAAGGGAGCCUGCCCCAGGCUGGGGGCUUCAUCACCUCCAAAACCCUUAUGGGACCUGAGCUCUGCGCAUGCGCCCAGGUCCUUCUGCUCGGUGCAGGGGCCAAGUGAGAAGGGCUGGUGAUGGAGGAAAGGGUGCAACAGCACGUGUGCACUGUGUGUGCCAGCGGUCGUGCUGCAGUGCUGUGAUCGUGCUGCAGUGCCCUGGUCACACUGCAGUGCCGUGCGCACGUUGCUGUGGUCACACUGCAGUGCUGUGGUCACAUUGAAGGCCACGCUGCAGUGUCACAGCCACGCUGCAGUGCCAUGAUCACAGUCUGUGUCAUGUUUCUGUUGCAGUGCCAUGGUCACUCUGCAGUGCCAUGGGCAGUCUGGCUGGCAGCUCUGUGUGCGGUGCUGGCGCUGCCUGCCUGGUGUGGGCUGUGCCGUGGUGUCAGUGCUGGAGCUGGGUGCCCUGUGCAUGAGCCGGGGGCAGUCCCAGGGUUGGGGAGGGGGGGUGUAUUUAUUUGAUUUCAUGCACUCUUUUGCCAUUGAGUUCUUGCGUUGGAACGAAGGGUCGAGCUUGGGGAGGGGAGGAGGAGGCCACAGCAGUGCUUGUGCAGCACAGAGCUGUGUCCACCACCUGUCCCAGUCGGGCUGGGUGCUGGGACUGACAGCAGGAGCUGGGGGCUGCAGUGGGGGUUGCUCUGGGCAUCCAUGGGAUGCAGCAGGGCUCCUUCUGCUGAGCCUGCACGUUGUCUCAGCUCAGCUCUUCCCUGCUGGCUCCAGCAUCGCCUCCGCACCGUGCUGCUGGUUCUGCUUGGUGGUCCCACUGGGGCCUGUGGGUGGGCACCCUCUGUGCCUCCCCCAGCUCUGGGUUUGGCAGAGCAGUGCCACCAUUCACCUCUGGCCCGGGCACGUGGCGGGCGUAGUCUCUAAAGACAUUCUUACAGGUUAAUUAAUUAUGUUUACAUUAUUUGAUCAUGUACAGAAUUUAAUAUAUUCUAUUAUAUAUAAUCUUUCUCGAAUGCUUUUUUAAAAAAAAGGAUUAUUCUUUGGGUCAGGAUCAUCCGUUUUUGUACCACCACCUCUUGUUUCAGGCGUGUUUCAGUCAUUGGAAACU
Molecule: messenger RNA, 3318 nt
Organism: Centrocercus urophasianus (Greater sage-grouse)
Lineage: Eukaryota; Metazoa; Chordata; Aves; Galliformes; Phasianidae
Gene: FOXO6
Product: forkhead box O6
Exons: 2
Coding region: 1-1827 (608 amino acids)
Biological process (GO): regulation of transcription by RNA polymerase II
Cellular component (GO): nucleus
Molecular function (GO): RNA polymerase II cis-regulatory region sequence-specific DNA binding; DNA-binding transcription factor activity, RNA polymerase II-specific
Source: RefSeq, a predicted model, not a curated record